UGUCGUGACGCGCUCUGCCGACGAUUUCGUCAGUCGUUGUGAGGACCUCGAACCGUACGUGUCGUGAAUCGUGUUUAUCUCCGGAUCGCUUCAACUGGUUUGUUCUAUUUAUUUUUCUUGUUCGUCUUCGCACGUUAUUCGUCGGUAAACGUGUAACGCGAUGUCGAAGUGGCGCGUUUUAAAUCGCGGUCGAAUUCGCGCCGCGAUCGGUAGUGACGUAGUUCCUAAUAAAACAAGAUCACUGUGACGUUAGUGUCGAAGAUUGAGAAUCGUUGAAUCGCGACACAGUUUAGGCGCGUUUUUGUUGCGCAGAAACUCGGAUGAAUUGACCGUUACAGAAAUUUAAACAGGUGUGUGCUGGAACAACUGAAGAUACAGGAAUCGAACGCAGAUAAUUUAAAGGGAAGAAAAUAAGGAGUCGACCAGCUGUGCGGUUGUGUAUCCCAGUGUCUUGUUUCGUAAUUCUGGAUCCAUCAGCGCUUGCAGAGAUCAUCCAGAGUUAUCUUCCUCUCAUCCUCGGUUGAAUCCUGAUUAGAUGGUCCCUUUAUCCAAGCUGGCAAUACAAGCUCCGUGAAGGACCACUCAGAGAAAUGAGCGCAGCCGUUGAAAACGGCGUGGAGGCCUCGAAGCCACGGGGCGUUUUCUCGAGGGCAUUCGCUAAACGGGCGCAGCCCUUCGAGGAAGCUCUAACAACCUUAAAUCGUUUAAACAAAGAAGGUGAAGCACUUGCCCUUCAGGAUGAUCUCACAACGCACCCCACCUUGGCUUUGAUGCGACGCAUCCUCGCAGAUGCACAGGCAAAAUUUCGCGUGAUGGUGGAGGAGAACGCAGCGACGGGCGCCCGGCUGGACGGGGAGCUGGAACGAGCUAGGGGCGAGUGCGCCGUGCUCCGUGGCGAGUUAAGGGAUGUUCGCGGCGCUUUACCGGUCGUGUUGAACAACAACAACGGGGCGGCUAGCAACCUAGCUGCCGGCAACAGCAACAACAAUCCGACCGGAAACGCGACCGCCAGUCCCGGACAGGAAAGUAGCAACGAGCUACAGCAGCAACAGUCGCAAGAUGAUGGAAAGAGACUGAGCGCCGGUAGCAGCCCCGUCGAUAAGCGAAGCUCGGCCAGCGAUAAAUCGGCCAGUCCUAUAGAAAAAAGGAGCAGUCCUGUGGAUAGGAAGGACAGAAGCAGCCCUAUCGAUCGACGCGGCAGCCCCAUAGAGAAACGGAAUGGUUCACCGAGUCGCAGCCCGAGCGAGAAGGCGCGACGAGCUUACGCUCCAGUUUUGGAGAAGACGCGGCUGGCCGGUUCCGGCGGAAGCGUGGAUUCCCGAUCGGGAAGCGCGAGCCCGGAUCGAGGAUGCGGCAACAGAAGCUUCUUUCAUCGAGGCGGGAGCGAUCGAUCCAGCGUGGAGAGACUUCGAAUAUCGACGAACCGCGAUUCUCUUCGAUCUAGCAAGGAAAUGAACGAUCACGAGAAGGACAGCGACAAGGAUCUCGUGGACGGCGAGGUACGAGCCGAGGAGGACAAUGAACCACCUGGACCAGCCCCGGGCAGCAGACCCUCGUCGCCGGCUAAUUCUCUGGGAAUCGGUGAUCCAUUGGUGGCAUCGAGGCUAUCAAACAUUCAUGGCGGAGGAGGUAGUACAGGAUCGGUGGAAUUAGCUAGCACAAGGAGACUUCGACUGGAGAACGAACGCCUGGUAGCUGAGGUAGCGAGAUUGAGAAGAUUGUUAUUCACCGGAGCGGGACGCGGAGAAGUCGGCUCGGAGGAUGCUGCCCUGGAAGAGGAGGCUCGAUUCGUUGCACUCGAAAUGGAACUGCAACACGCCAAAGAAGCUCUGCAAGCCCUGAAGGCUGAUCGUAAGAGGCUGAAAGCUGAAAAGUUCGAUCUUCUUAAUCAAAUGAAGGCACUUUACGGCACCCUCGAGGACAAAGAAAGAGAACUUCGAGACUUUAUAAGAAACUACGAACAGCGGAUGCGGGAGAACGAGGCGACGUUAGGACGCCUUCAGCAGCAAGGAUCCGGCAUACCUUCGGAGGAACGUGAACGGGAGAGAGAAAGGGAACGUUGGAGUCUUUUAAGGGCGGCAAGGGACGAAGCGGAUCGAAGCCUCAGCCUGGCGGCUAGUUUGGCCGACAAAGAGGCCGCCCUUUCGCACGCACACGCGACGAUUAAAGAGUUGCAGCGUCAAUUGGCGGAAAGAGGCGGAGGCGGUGGUAUCUGCUUGAGCGACCAGGAAUCCUUGGUCUCGUUCCCGAGGGGUAGCGUGAACGGGGCGGCAACACCGGGAGCCGGAAGCAGCAGCGGCGGUGGCGGCUGCGGUAUCAUCCCUCAUAUGAAUUCUCAACCACCGUUAGGAAGCACCGAGCUAGGAGUGACCGUUGGGAACGUAGGGAAUGCGGCAGGUGUUGGUUCCUCCGGUGGUCAGGCUGGCGAUCGAGGAAGUUGCAGCGCGGAUAGCGGUGUUCGUGGAUCCAGUGACCGAGAAAGCGGUGGCGCCACGAGCGUGGGUGGAAAUCUUUCCGAUUCGACCACCGAUGGUAAGAAAAGCACACCGACAAUUACAGUCGAGGGAAGCGGUCUCGACAUGGACAGCAUCUCCGUGGUUUCCUCCAUUGCACCAUCCCACAUAUACCAGUCAGCGACUACACCGAAAGAUUGCAGCCCGACGUUGUCGCCUCUGAACGCGUUCUCCAGGUCCAUGGACAACUCCUCGUUAUCGCGAUCCGUCGAGCAGUUGUCGAGCCCGUUGGAAUCCGAACCGAGAAGAAACAAGCAGAGUACACCUGUCGCUGCACCUGCUGCGCACUCGCGAUCCUCUGCAACUCGGGGAGGCACUUGGGGCUCUAUUUCUAGAGUAUUCGCGCGUUCGCGGCAUCGAAAGGCGGCCAACAACUCGAGCGGAGGAAGCGGAAGCAACGAAGGUUCGGAUGGUUUCGAUCCUUACCGGUCGUGGUCGCCUCUCACGGAAGAAGGCUACGCCGAGAAGCUUCGUUUGCUCAGAGAAGCCGCAUCCGUGCCUAUGGAACGAUGGAGAGCACCAACCGUGCUCGCCUGGUUGGAGGUUGCUCUUGGAAUGCCGCAAUACGGGCCUCGAUGCGCUGAAAAUAUUAAAUCCGGCAAAGUCUUGCUGGAACUGAACGACCAAGAAUUAGAAGCUGGUCUAGGUGUGACACACCCCCUACACAGGAAGAAACUACGUUUAGCCAUAGAAGAACACAGACAUCCGAGUCUUGUUCGAUAUCCCUGUAUUGCUCAACUGGGUCAUACUUGGGUUAGCUCCGAAUGGUUACCCGAUCUUGGUCUCGCUCAGUAUUCCGAAAGUUUCGCCACCAACAUGGUGGACGCGAGGAUGCUCGAUCAUCUGAGCAAAAAAGAGUUGGAGAAGUUGCUCGGGGUGACUAGAAAGUUUCACCAGGCCAGCAUCGUGCACGGCAUUCAUCUGUUGCGGAUGCUCAACUAUGAUCGUCAAGCACUCGCGAUAAGAAGACAUCAGUGCGAACAGGUCGACACGGAUCCGCUGGUUUGGACGAAUCAGAGGUUCAUUCGGUGGGCAAGGAACAUUGAUCUAACGGAAUACGCGGAGAACUUGAAAGAUUCAGGCGUACACGGUGCUCUCGUCGUGCUGGAACCAUCAUUCACCGGUGACACGAUGGCCACAGCCCUGGGCAUACCACCUGCGAAACACAUGAUCAGACGACACCUGACUGCCGAAUUGGAAGCUCUCGUCGUUCCAGCAAGUUUCUAGAAUCAGUCAAUUUAAAUGCAAACAAGAAACAAAAAGAUAGAAUCAGUUCAUUACGACAAACUGACAUUGGACAUCAUACAUAUCAUAAGAGACCUUAGCUAAUCCAACUAGGAGACGAGGACCGAAACGAUUAACAAUGCAGAAAACGCAUGAUGAGAUAGAUAAAUACUACAAAGAGGUAACUGUGCAUGCUGGCUCGAGUAAAUCUCGUCUGUGAAACGGGGAUGGAACAGGUUUCGAUACCGUCGAGGUUUGCUCGAUGUUGGUUUAGUAUGUAAGUACUCAUCCGUAAUACACACGCCAUACUUGGAUAUAUCGGGAAUACACACACGUAUAUACAGUACAGUACAGUCUCGACAUAAUGUACAUAUACAAACAUGCAGUAUACUCGAUGAAAUUUAUUAUUAUUAUUACUAUUAAUUAUUAAAACAUUGUACUCGGCACCGCAGCGAUUCGCUGGGUCUGCAGUCCACUCGAUCGCGGAUCCAUCGGUAAUGUCUCUCAUAGCUGAGCCGUAGCCCACAGCUGCCGCCUGCACUGCACUGCGCUAUGUACAGCACACGUUAAUAUUAGUAAUUCUGGUGUAAUCCGUGAUCUUUUUGUUUAAACAAAUAGAUCAAAUGACAGAGAUUUCUUAUAUCAAAUAUCUCUUUGACACUAAAAUAGGAAAGUAAAUAUCUUUGUAUAGUAUCAUCUGCUGUAUUGUAUAAAAUUAGAAAAUUGAUUAAUUUCUUUGACAUUCUUUAUGCAAUGAUAGAAUAUUCAUUUCUUUCUAUAUAGAAAACAUAGGGAGAGUGUAAUUGUAAUGGAACCACGGAUCACACCAGCGUGCAUUAUGGAUUCCUUUCAUCUUUUUCUGAUUUGCCAACUUUGAUAUUUACAUUUUUUGAUUGUUCGGUGUUUAAUCCAAUUGAUUGAACAGCCUUGUUCGAUGCGUCUCGGUCGAUCCACCCUGGAUCUACCCUGGGCAUCUUUGGCGUUCAGUAAAUCAUUAUUAUUAUACAUUCUUCUAUAUCGAUGGUGCACAAAAUGCUUGUGUAUGUAUAUUUAUGUUGUAACUAGAUAUUCAUUAUGAUACAUCUCGUUCUAUCGUCGAGCACUUGCAGCGAGCCACUGUUUAAUUAAUUUAUCAUUAAUUAAUUUUCAAAUUAUUCCAUUCGCACAGAACAUUCUGCACUUAUCAAUCUUCUCCCCUAUAAAGUUAACAAGAGAAAAUUAAUAUAUUUCAAUUCCAUUGUCAAAAUACUGUUCUGGAAUCCAUAUAUGGACACAUUCUUUAUUUUUAUUGUAAGGCACAGACCUUAGUCUCACAUGAAGUAAGUUUAAUUAAAAAAAAUAGGAGAGGUUCGCUGCAAAACGUGCCGAACGUGUGUGUGUCCGCGGUGUCACCAAGGUGUGUGGAUAUAAACGGUCAGGAUGAGUGUAGGUCAGGAAAGGCGUGCAUGUAGCGUGGUGUGCGUGUGUGUAGAGGUCAGCUGGAGGUGGUCCCGAGGAACAGCACAGC
Osmia bicornis bicornis is the source of this 5244-nucleotide messenger RNA. RefSeq names its product kazrin (gene Liprin-gamma). NCBI's taxonomy places the organism in Eukaryota, Metazoa, Arthropoda, Insecta, Hymenoptera, Megachilidae. The record is from RefSeq and is a predicted model, not a curated record. The coding region runs from base 591 to 3740 and encodes 1049 amino acids. Gene Ontology annotation, molecular function: protein binding. The transcript has 16 exons.